AAUUUUCUUCCCUAAAUCAUUUCCCACCCAAAUCUUUCCCUUCCUCUCUCCAUCUCCAUCUCUUCUCCUCAACCCCACCGUGAUCCCUCCACCGUCGACCACGCACGAGUUCGCCACUGUGCGUUCUCCAUCUUCAGCCAAAAGUCACCGUCCGUUCUCCAUCUUUGGCUGUCUUCCAUUUCCGACAGAGCUUUCACCGUCUUGCGCCGACCGAACUCUCCAUUUCCACCGCCGAAUGAGGUCCCCCAGUUCCGGCGACCAUUUUCCUCAUUUCCGGCCUAGAUCCCCCCAUUCCCAGCACCGGUAGCGAUCUCCCCCAUUUUUGGUUUUUUGAGUUGUUUUCCGAUUAGCAUGCUAGAAUAAACAAUUUUAGAGGUGGUGCACUAUUUUGGAUAUUGGAAUUUAAUAUUCCAGCUCUUUUCGUGAGUUUUCUCUACAAUCAAAUAGUGAGUUGUGAUUAUUUUGGUUGAGGAGAAAGGUUGCAAAGAAAAGAAGUUGGCUUGCAAUUUUGGAUCAUUCUUUGUAGAUCCAAGAAAAUAACUGCUAUUGCUGCAGCAGUUAUUAGUGAUGAAAAUUUUAAUAUUAUUCUCGCUGUUACUCAAAAGCUAAUUUCUUUUGAUGCACUCCGAAUUCGGAGACCGAUAGACUAGUAAUAGUAUAUUAGCUACGUUCGUAUGCCAUUGCAGUGACCAGAAAGGCAAUAUUUGCAUAGACAUGGCAGUGGUUUCUUCAAGACUAGUCUUCCUGUCUGCCAUAUGCAUUCUCAUUGCUCCAGCCAAUAUUGUUCGAUCGCAGCAAGAUUAUAACUAUAACUGCUCAGAUAACCAGGGUAACUACGGUAGUGGCAGUACCUACGAGACAAACCGGAAUCUCGUCCUCUCCCGGAUCUCCUCCAACAGCAAUGACUACGGGUUCUAUAAAUCGUCUUAUGGGGAAAGCCCUGACGAAGUAUAUGCAAUUGGACUUUGCAGAGGAGAUUUGAAGCCUGAUAAAUGCCGUAAUUGCCUCAAUAUCUCUAAAGAUACUCUCACACUACAGUGUCCCGUUCAGAAGGAAGCAAUAGUAUUUUAUGAGGAGUGCAUGUUGCGCUACUCAAGCCGCAACAUAUUUAGCACCAUGGAUGAAACUCCUGAAUAUCCUUGGAUGAGCAAGCUCUAUAACAUAUCAGACUAUUCAGCCGAUGAGAAGGUUCAGUUCGGUAAGGACCUCCCGAACUUGUUGCAAAACCUACGUGGUCGAGCUGCAGCAGGUGGUUCUCUCCGUAAGUUUGCAGUAGGAAAUGCAUCAGCCCCAAGAUCCCAAACAAUAUAUGGACUGGUUCAGUGCACACCUGAUUUGUCUGAGCAAGAUUGCAAUGGAUGCUUGAGUGGGGCUAUUGAUAAUUUCUUGAAGGCUUAUGCUGACAGACUAGGUGGGAGAAUUCUUAGACCCAGCUGUAAUUUUAGGUAUGAGAACUCCAGCUUCUUUGACCCCACAGCUUAUGCGCUACCAUCACCGCCACCGGGUAACAAAUCUCGAACUGUGAUCAUUGUAGUUGUGGUGUCCGUUGUUGCUCUCGUGGUGCUAGCCAUCUCCAUUUACAUAGUGUGGAAGCGAAGGCGGAAGAAACCAGGAAACCAAUCGAACUCAACAAGAAGUACUAGGACCUCGUCUCCCAUGGCUCCUGCAGCAACCACUCCAUCAUCAUCUAAAUUUCGUUGGGACGUCUUCUUGAGUUUUAGAGGUGUCGACACCCGCAAUAACUUCAUUGAUCACCUCUACACUUCCUUGGUGCAAGAAGGAAUUCGCGCCUUUCAAGAUGAAGAGAAGCUUCCAAGAGGGGAGACCAUCUCUGCCGGACUUCUCAACGCUAUCAAAGAAUCAAAGAUUUUCAUUGUAGUUUUCUCCAAAAACUUUGCUUCUUCUUGUUGGUGCCUUGAUGAACUUGUGGAGAUUAUGAGCCAUAGGGAAACCACAGGCCGCACUCUUCUUCCCAUAUUUUAUCACAUAAAACCCUCGGAUGUUCGAAGUCUGACCGGAACUUUCGCAGAAGCAUUUGCUAUGCAUGAAGAGCAGUUUCAUAACAAUAUUGACAAGGUGGAUAAGUGGAAAAAUGCUUUUACUAAAGCUGCAGAUUAUCCAGGCUUGGAUCUCGAAAGCAUUGCAAAUGAGCGAGAAGCAAAAUUCAUAAAGAAGAUUGUUGACGAAGUUUUGCAAAUAUUGAAAGGCUCUGAGACGUCGGCCUGAAUGUUGCCCACAUCCAAUAGGAACAAACUCUCAUGCUGACGAGAAGGAAGUUCUAUUCAACGUUAUAUAUAUGGUUAAUUGUAUCGAUCUGUGCUGAGAGAAACUAUGUUUUUCUUUUUCCCUCACCAAAGGUUUCAAAAUAUAAAUUUUCCUGUUUGCAACACUAUUUGCUGUAAUUUCAUAAUUAAUUUGUCAAUGCCAUUGAAUU
Molecule: messenger RNA, 2434 nt
Organism: Alnus glutinosa
Lineage: Eukaryota; Viridiplantae; Streptophyta; Magnoliopsida; Fagales; Betulaceae
Product: cysteine-rich receptor-like protein kinase 29
Exons: 4
Coding region: 715-2226 (503 amino acids)
Biological process (GO): signal transduction
Source: RefSeq, a predicted model, not a curated record